AUGAAGCCUUGCCUGCUCCCCAGCCUCCUACUGAUAGGUCUUGCUGCUCAGGCUGGGGCUGCCUCUCGGAGCCUGGAACACUUGCUUUCUCAGGCGCGGGAGCUGUCUGCAGCAGGGCAGCAGCAUGCUGCAGUUCAGAGCGUCCAGGAGGCCCUUCGACUGGAGCCGUCGAGUCAAGAAGCACAUCACUUCUUGGGGCAACUCUUGGCCUCUCUCGGGGACUUGGCAGCUGCCAGGCAGAGUUUUGCAGAGGUCACACGUUUGAACCCCACUUCGGCAGGCGCCUGGGCCAAUCUAGGCUACAUCCAGUCUGUCGCCGGCAGCAGGCCGUCAGACGUCGAGAAGAGCUACCAGACCGCCCUGCGGCUUGAGCCCGAGCAUCUGAAAUCCAUCAAAGGCCUCGCCGAGCUGAAACAGGCCCAGUCGGAUUAUGCUGGCGCCGAGAAGCUGCUGCUAGAGGCACUGGAGAAGGCAAAAGCUCCAGCUCCGUCUCUGUAUGUGAGCUUGGCAUCUCUUUAUGAAGAUCUUGGGAGGGAUGGCGCAGCGGCAAAGGCUUACAAGGCAGCCCUUAAGCUCGAUGCCUCCAUUGGCCUCGCCCACCUCGGCUUAGGGCGGCUGCAGCACAAGCAUGGCAAGUUGCGGGCAAGCGAGAAGAGCUACCGCAAGGCCAUCGAAUUCGUACCGGAGGAGUGCGAGCGCUUCGACAUUUACAAGUGGCUUGGUAUUUUCUUGGCAGCGCGGGGGGCCAACGAAGAAGCCACGAAGGUCUUGACACGUGCCGUGCAGCUGCGGCGGGAGGCAGGCCGGCUCACAAGCUCGCUCAUCAUGAACUUGCCAGAUGAGGCGCUGAAGCUGCCCUUGGCCUUGGCAGCCGUUCGAUCACUGGAGUCGGACGAAGCCUGGCUUGUUCCGUUUCUCCUCGAGUCUGUGGCAGUGUUCGGGCUGUCGCAGAACCGGCUCGGCAGCGCUUCAUCCUUUGGCUCAGUUUGGUUCACAGGAUUUCGCCGGGUGAUGGAGACAGCCCACGCGCACUCGUCUCGGAUGGCCAGCGAGCGCCCACUGACCUUCGUCAUGGGAAGUGGCCUGGGAGAGCAAUGCUUCUUCGCGGCUGCUUUGGGGAUGUCCUGCGUGGGCUACGAGGUGCUUUGCAAUUCAACGGUGAGUCAGGCCCGUCGCAUUGUAUCCGAGCACAAGUUGGAGCAGCUCUCGAUCAGACAUCUUUGUGGUAGUGCAGUAGAGAGCGAGGGCUUGGAAGAAGCAGCGGCUGUCUUUCUCAACGACUCUUGGAUGUCACUCAAUGCAACAUUGUAG
Messenger RNA from Symbiodinium sp. CCMP2456, 1311 nucleotides. NCBI's taxonomy places the organism in Eukaryota, Dinophyceae, Suessiales, Symbiodiniaceae. The record is from the annotation of a GenBank genome assembly.